Alternaria hordeiaustralica is the source of this 1929-nucleotide messenger RNA. RefSeq lists its product as uncharacterized. The record is from RefSeq and is a predicted model, not a curated record. Gene Ontology annotation, biological process: transcription by RNA polymerase II; transcription initiation at RNA polymerase II promoter. NCBI's taxonomy places the organism in Eukaryota, Fungi, Ascomycota, Dothideomycetes, Pleosporales, Pleosporaceae. The transcript is spliced from 4 exons. Gene Ontology annotation, cellular component: transcription factor TFIIA complex. Bases 1 to 1929 code for a protein of 642 amino acids.
AUGGCCCGUGGCAUUGACGAAGACCUGGAUUGGUGGGAGUCACCAUUCCUCCAUCUCGGUGGUGCAGGAACUCAUUAUCCGCGACGGGACGCUGCCGGCAACGUAAAGUCUGUCAGAAACGGAUGGAACGUACGGCAAAUUGGGCCAACAGAGAACAAGGUGCUCAUAAUAGAGAAUACAGAAGACGGUAGGAGUGAAGAGCUACGCGGCGUGGACCUCCGUGGAUACGAGGGGGAAUGGUUCGAUUGUUACGACGUACAGGGCUACUUGGAAGAAAAGUACUCGUGCAAGCUCGACCCGAAGAGCUCGUUCGCCGAGUGUGUCAUCGAGGUUGACGACGAAGAGCUGUCUAGAGCCUCCAACAGCGCACUACGGCAACGACCACACAGUGCGACGAGUCUGCCUCCUCUUCACCAGAGCUCCGCAAACGCAUCGGCAGCUCCGUCAACCACUUCGACAAAUCCGCCAAACAACUCUUACAACAUCGCGGAUAAUGGAGCUUAUGGGCUAGACCUGUCUUUUGGAAACACUGGUGAAUACCCUAGGCUUGUCAACUACGAAAUCUCCUAUGAUCAGACCCUAGGUUUGGAUCUCGCACCUGGGUAUGAUUAUGGGUUUUCGCAUACACCCGCCUUUCACAUGGACAACAUAGAUCUGGGCAUGAACAUGAUGAGCGAUGUAGCGGCAGCUCUACCAGUGGUGAGGCAGAAACGGAAGAAGACUGCCUGGCUAGACGUUUCGAAGCUGAUUGAUGAGAUCAUUAUACACGGCGUGUGUCUCGGGCGAUCACCGGGGUAUAGGCGCAAGGACGUUGAUGCAGCGGUACAAAAGGCCUUGGGCGGCGUGUACCAGCAGAUCAUCGAGAAGGUGAUCCAGACCUCGCAGAAUGACUUCGAGGAGUCGGGCGUCGAUCAUAGCACGCUCGACGAGAUGAAGCAGGGCUGGCAAGAGAGGCUAUCCGCUCUCAAGAUUGCUCACUUUCCAUGGGACCCUGCUCCUGAGCCUGUUCGUCAGCCGCCUACGGUACCGUCCAACGUAAAGGUUGACAAUGAUAUGCCUUCCGUGUCCGGACCUCAGGAGGCUCUCAAUUUCCCCAACGUGCCCGUGAAGCAAGAAGGAGGAUAUCAGCCACCAGUUGCUAACUACCCUCCUGCUCAAACUGCGAACAACGGCUACGGCGGUACUUAUGAUCAAAACCAGCAGCUCGCGCACCAGCGUGCAGCUGCUCUGGUACAGCAGCGAGUGCAACAGCAAGGACAUGUGCAGCAGAACUUUCCCAAUCUGGCGCAACAGGGCCAUCUGGCUCAAAUGCCUAUGCAGAACCAGCAACAGCAGCAACAGCAACGCAUGAUGGCGCAACAGCAGCAACAACAGCAGCAGCAGCAUCAACGACCUCCACAACAGCAGCAGCAGGGAAUGCCACAGCAGCGUCCCCCACCGCAAAAUCACAUGUACACCUCACAGACUGAUGGUUCGGGUGAUGCUAUGGCUGACUGGGAGGCAUUGAAGGCCGCACGCGCUGCUGAUGCAGUAGAGCGCAUGGCGGCGGACGACUUCAUGCGUUCUCGCGUUGAUGCCAUGGCUAUGCGUCAGGACAGUGGUCUCAUGGUACCGCUCGAUUCGAUGCCAAAGGGCAAAAAGCGCAAGGCGGCUAUGCGUGUUCUGCAGGCCGAAGACGCAGAGGCCUCGUCAAGCGCACCGGUUCCCGCGCGCUUCGACGGUGACGACGAUGUGAAGCCAGAAGAGGAUCCGGAUGACGCCAUUAACUCUGACCUAGAUGACUCGGAGGACGAACUUGGGGAUGGUGAUAACAGCGACGAUGAAAUGGUCGACUAUAUGUUGUGCACCUACGACAAAGUCCAGCGCGUGAAGAACAAGUGGAAGUGCACGCUCAAGGACGGCAUCUUGACCACGAACAAGAAGGAGUAA